GUCAGAUCAAAAUCAUAAGCUGUCGGUUCUUCAAAGUCUCCGCAUGUUUGAAGCUUGAAAAAUGAUCCCCAGAAGAAGAGCGGUUCUUCUUUCUUUCAUUCUUUUUCUCAGCUUUUUCUUCAAGAGGUUUGCUGAAUCGAGGGUUGCUCAAGAAGAAGUGGAUGUUCUCCAACAAAUUUUUACUACCAUGGGUGCAAAAUAUUGGAAGUUCAAUGCGGAUUCUUGCGAAGUUGAAACUGUUGGGGUAACACGACAGCAGCUAAGUUGGUCCGAUAUCAGUGUUGAAUGUGACUGCAAUAAUGGGGAUAUUGAUUCCUGCCACAUUAUAAGCAUUGUGCUGAAGGGUCUCAGUCUUCCCGGAGUUCUUCCACCGCAACUGUCACAACUCCCUUAUAUCAAACACAUUGAUAUUGCUUACAAUUAUCUCAGUGGUACAAUACCUACUGAGUGGGCCUCAACAAAACUUAAUUUCAUCUCUGUGCUUGUGAAUCGGCUGUCGGGGGAAAUACCCAAAGCAUUGGGAAAUAUUACAAGCCUCAACUAUCUAAAUCUCGAGGGAAAUCAGUUUUCAGGUGUUAUUCCUUCUGAAAUUGGAAACUUGAUAAAUUUGAAAACCUUGAUGUUGUCCUCAAAUCGUUUGGUAGGGAGCUUACCCACAUCGUUUUCGGCGCUUGUAAAUUUGCAAGAUUUCCGGAUAAGUGACAACAAUUUUUCAGGUCCAAUUCCCAAUUUCAUACAGAACUGGAAACAACUUACAAGACUAGAGAUGCAGGCUAGUGGAUUAGAAGGACCCAUCCCACGAUUUUUAUCUCUUCUUGAAAACCUAACUAAUUUGAGGAUCAGUGACAUAAAUGGACCGAGUCAGGGAUUUCCUCUCCUGAGGAGGAGCACGGGCCUAAUUACAUUGAUAUUGAGGAACUGCAAUAUUUCUGGAGAAAUUCCUUCAUAUAUCUGGAACAUGAAAUACCUUCAACUCUUGGAUGUCAGUUUCAACAAGCUAGUUGGCGGAUUUCCAGAUUUUAUUAGUGCCAGAAGUGCUUUAAAGUUUCUGUUUUUAACUGGAAACAUCCUCAGCGGAAAUAUUCCAAAGUCAAUAUUAGUAGAUGGAAUAAACAUUGAUCUUUCCUAUAAUAACUUUACAUGGCAAGGUUUUGAUGAGCCUGCUUGUCAACCUGAUCCGAAUUUACAUCUGAACUUAUACAAGAGCUUUUCAAGAAAGGAGAACUCUUCCGUGUGCAGAGAAACUUGCUUGUCCUAGAUAUGUUUGUUCUAUAAAUGUAAAUUGUGGCGGAAAUGAUGUUACUCUUAAAGAAAGUGGCAACCGUGAAGUAGAAUAUGAGGGAGAUGCAGGAGUUGAAGGUGGUUCUGCUUCAAGAUAUUUCAUUAGCAGUGGAGGUAACGAUUGGGGAUUUAGCAGCACCGGUGACUUCAUGGAUGAUGGUGAUGUUCAGAACACACGUUUUGUUGUGUCGCAGCGAUCAACAAACCUCUCUGAAUUGUACAGUAGUGCACGGAUUUCUCCUCUUUCACUUACUUACUUUGGUUAUUGCUUGGAGAAUGGGAACUAUAAUGUGAGUCUUUACUUCGCGGAGAUUGUUUUCAGAAAUGACAGUACAUACCUGAGUCUUGGAAGGCGUGUAUUUGACAUUUACAUUCAGGUUAUUUAUUUAUUUAUAUCAACUACUAGUUAAAAUUG
Messenger RNA from Cuscuta campestris, 1696 nucleotides. NCBI's taxonomy places the organism in Eukaryota, Viridiplantae, Streptophyta, Magnoliopsida, Solanales, Convolvulaceae. The record is from the annotation of a GenBank genome assembly.